Messenger RNA from Kickxella alabastrina, 1915 nucleotides. RefSeq lists its product as uncharacterized. NCBI's taxonomy places the organism in Eukaryota, Fungi, Kickxellomycota, Kickxellomycetes, Kickxellales, Kickxellaceae. The record is from RefSeq and is a predicted model, not a curated record. Bases 241 to 1746 code for a protein of 501 amino acids. The transcript has a single exon.
CUGGCAAGCAAUAUUUCUUCAUUUUUAUUUUUCUUCUUCGUUUCCGCUCCAUCCUAAUACUUUUAUACUUUAUUUUUUAUUUAAAAACAUUAUUUAGAUAUUAUUUUAUUUUGAACUUUUUAUCUGGUGCCACCUACCUAUUUGUAUACAUUUUUGCAUCCAUCAAGUUACCAAUCGACAUUGACUGCCGAAUAAGCACAUACGCUUAAAAGUAAUACAAAAAAGUUCCCAUCAAUUAUUAUGAAGGUACUCGCAUACCUGUCACUUUUGUUGACAGGCACCUCAAUGCUUGCAGCAAACGUCAUGGCUGCUGGGCAGUCCAAGUAUAACAAACGUCUGGAAACAUCUCGCGCCACAGACAUAAGGGGUGCUAUUCUGCUCAAGAACGCCAAGGCAACGACCUGUGAGCUCGCCCUGGUGAGCAACCUCGUCGGCUUUGUUUCAGCCAACUGCUUGGACUUUACGGGCAACACAACAGAUUUGAAUGCCGCGACCAAGUACCAGGUUCUCAUUUCGGGUGGCAAGACCACCAGUUUGGGCACCUUCGACGUCGACUCCAUCACUGUUCACCCGGGCUACGACCCAGUUUCGUUUGCCAAUAAUUUGGCCCUGCUAAAGUUUAAUACUGGUAGUCCCAUUGAGUUCAAGAACUACAUUGCUGCUAAUCGCGCCGAAUGGACCAGCACUAUGUACGUGCGCCGUGGGGUUACGCCAAACACCGUCAACGGACUGAUAGAGCCACAGGCUGUCAUUGGAUCUAGUGAUACUACUAGCAAGUGCGCUUUGGCCUCUACUCUCUACGGCGGCAAUCUCGACGACCUUAUGUGUACUGAACAGGUUCUAGUCGCCAAUGAGGGCAACAAGACGUGCCUCAGCCCCUAUGGUGCUGUCUAUGGCGUGCGCGACCCUGACCUUGCCAUUGCCGGCCUGUACAGCCACUCAGUGCUUGUUGGCGGAGACAACCUGUGCGAGGCUACAAGUGUUUGGAACUUUUAUACCGUCCUGUCAAACUUCCUCGAGUGGGGAGGUGAUGUGGCCGAGUCGACAAUUUACUUGUAUGUUGCCGAUAACAACUACAUUAACAACUUCCGCCCCAACUACAGCAUGCUGGUUCCUCCGGGCAAGCCUACUAUUGAGGGCGUUGUUGUCGGUGGUGAUCUGAAUGGCCUCACCAUUAUUGGCACUGUGGCCAAGGUCUCCGAGCCAGCAUCUUCCCCAGCAGAGCCUUCAUCCUCAUCCUCGCCCAUUAAGCCAUCGAGCACUCCCUCUAGCUCCACGCCUUCCAGCUCAAGCGAACCCUCUUCAAGCGCCAAUAAAAAGGAGGCUACUUCUGCUUCUGUUGCUGCUACCACUGCUUCCACACCCAGCUCUACAGCUAAUACUGCCAGCUUGGAGCAACAGGACACGGGCAAGAAGACAAACAUGACCACUAUUCUCAUCAUUGCCGGCGUUGGUAUUCUUGUCAUUGCCAUUAUUUGCUUUAUCAUUUACAAGCGCUGGAAGAACAAGCGCCGUCCUAAGCAGACCUACAGGACCGAACUUAACAAUGAUGACUUUGACGCUGGUUACCAGGAGGAUAAUGGCGGGCAUAUUGACCACUUGAAUACCGGUAUUAGUCAGGGCAGGAGCCGCAGGCCUGUUGAUUCGUAUGAUGAGCGGUAUGCUGGGACAUACGAGAAGGGCAAACACGAACACUUUACCGACUACAAGAUGGACUCGGGAAAGGGCCGUCGUGAGUAUGACUGAUACCCAAGGCCAGAAUCUGAUCUAGUCAAGUCGCUAGUUUAUUUUUCAUUAUUUAUUUUCCAAGCUGUUUAUUAUUAUUAUUAUUAUCAUUACAUUCAGCUUGUUUUAAACCCGCAAGACUAUAAAGUGGCAAUACAACAAUACGACAUGUAUUGCAAAUAUUAAGUGC